Hirsutella rhossiliensis is the source of this 951-nucleotide messenger RNA. RefSeq names its product PIF1-like helicase domain-containing protein. The coding region runs from base 1 to 951 and encodes 316 amino acids. The record is from RefSeq and is a predicted model, not a curated record. The transcript has 4 exons. Lineage: Eukaryota; Fungi; Ascomycota; Sordariomycetes; Hypocreales; Ophiocordycipitaceae.
AUGAGGUGGUUCCCAGGGGCCAUGCUUUCCGCGGAUGGCGCCGACAUCGACGAUACGCUAGCUCGCUACGGCGAUGGACCCUGCUGGGCUCCCGGCAGCGACCUCAAUGAACGAGGCCCUCGGAUGCUUGUCGACGUCAGUCCGGCAACUAGCUUCGCGGAGAUGGGACACACCGCCGCGGCCAGCUUUACACUGAACUAUCUACAGACCAUGGCCCUUCAACUCGUUUGCCGGUUUCUGGACAAGUAUACUGCCAAUCCGGACUCAGCCGGUCAGCAUCUUCAAUACACCGGCGGGCCGGGUGGCACAGGAAAGUCGAGGAUUAUCGAUGCCCUGAAGGACGUGUUAGCGGCGAGGAACCAGCCGCAUCUUCUGCAGAUAACCGGCACGUCGGGCAGUUCGGCGGCCCAGAUUGGCACGACCAUCCACUCGGCCUGUGGGUUGGAUUCCCAUCGCGAUCCAAACAAACCGCCUCCCCCUUCUCAGGCGAAGAAGUGGAUCUGGAAACAGAAGCUGGUGCUCGUCAUUGACGAGGUCACGACCAUAUCUCACCACAGCGGCUGCAGGUUGUGGCAUCUGUUCAAAACCGUGGUGCUCCUCGAAGACCAAGUCCGCGCACGCAACGAUCCCCAGCUCCGUGCACUCCUGGAUCGAGACGCUCGCAAAUCACCUUCCACGAUGGUUUGCGCUAUAACGCCGCUGAACCGCACCCGGUGGGCCCUCAACAUGGAAGCUGUUGUGGGCUGGGCGCGCUUCAACAAGCGGCACAUCCGUAUCUUUGUCUCGACUCACACCUGGCGCAACGGCACGCUGUCUCCAAACCUCAUGGCGCGAACCAUCGGACAAGGCGACGACUCUGCCUGCAAAGUCCCCGGCGUCUUCUUCUACGCCCAGGGCAUGCCCGUGGUUGUGAACAAGAACAUCUACACUGGCCUGAAGGUGAUGGCGUGA